Molecule: messenger RNA, 1958 nt
Organism: Hevea brasiliensis (rubber tree)
Lineage: Eukaryota; Viridiplantae; Streptophyta; Magnoliopsida; Malpighiales; Euphorbiaceae
Product: probable serine/threonine-protein kinase At1g01540
Exons: 7
Coding region: 154-1584 (476 amino acids)
Biological process (GO): protein phosphorylation
Molecular function (GO): ATP binding; protein kinase activity
Source: RefSeq, a predicted model, not a curated record
AAGAUUUGAACUAAAACAAUCAAGUUUUCUGGUUAAGCUCUAAUGCUUCUGUUAUCUAUUUUAUAUUCAUCUUCCAAACCUAUCAUCAUAAACUUAUCUUGCAUUUCCAUGGAGCUCACAUCUUAACUCACCUCUCUCUCUCUCUCUGUAAUCAUGUCCUUCCACGAAUCUUCUAGCAGAAAUCUAUCAAAGCAUACCUCAUUCUUUGGCAUUAGAUUAUGGGUUAUUUUAGUUGCUUUCAUUCUACCCUUCACUGUGAUCAUUCUCAUCGUUAUUUUUCUCUGCAUCAUUUAUAUUUGUCGCCAUAAAUCCAAAUCCUUCAAACCCCAUUUCCGUUUACCAAAUCCCAUUUCUUGUAACAACUAUUGGAAUAGUUUCAGUGCAUCGUCCCUGGACAAAAGACUCUUGUCGCUCCGAAUGUCAGAUAUUGAGAUGAACGUUGCCAAGCUAGAUCAUCAUAAUCCGCUGGUAUCACCGCAGUCUAGUGGGAUGAUCACAACUCAAGGGAGUGGUAGUGUUGCUGAUUUGGAGUCAGAUGGUAGGUCCGUCCCUGUUGUUUUGGAUGUGUGGAGAGGAAAUAGGUUUGCUUUAAGGGAUAUUGAUGUGGUGACGAAUGGAUUUGCUGAUCAGAAUGUGAUGGGAAAUGGUGAUUACGGUGUUGUAUAUCGUGGCAUUUUGUUGGAUGGUACAAGAGUGGCUGUAAAGAGACUACUCAUAAAGAGUUACCUAGCUGAGGACUUUGUAGCUGGAGUGGAGGUGAUAGGGCAUGUCAGACACAAGAAUUUAGUCAAAUUGCUUGGCUACUGUAUGGAAGGAGGUGACAGAAUGCUUGUGAAUCAGUAUGUGGAUAAUGGUAAUCUGCAUCAGUGGCUUCAUGGAUGCCCAGUAGAAGUCAGCCCUUUAACAUGGGAAAUACGGAUGAAUAUCAUCCAAGGAGUUGCAAAAGGAUUGGCCUACCUUCAUGAGGACAUCGAACCAAAGAUUGUUCAUCAAAACUUAAAAUCUAGCAACAUAAUGCUUGAUCACCAAUGGAAUCCUAAGAUCUCUGAUUUUGGGAUUGUUAAGCUCUUUGGUCCUGAGGGAAAUGACAAAGCAGGUCGUCUGAUGGGAACAUCUGGUUAUUUAUCUCUAGAAAACGCUUCUAAUGGAGUUUUGGAUGAGAGGACUGAUGUCUAUAGCUUUGGAAUGCUUGUCAUGGAGAUCAUAAGUGGAAGGACUCCUGUAGAUCUGAAUCAACCCAAAGUAUAUUUGAUUGACUGGUUAAAGUCUAUGGUUGCAAAUCAGAAAAUUAUGUAUGUGGCAGAUCCUAAAUUGGCAGAAAAGCCAUCUUCAAAGGAGCUCAAACGCAUAAUUUUACUUGCUCUUCGAUGUGCUGAUCCAAAUAUAAAGCAUAGGCCUACAAUGGGAGAUGUGAUCCACAUGCUAGAGCCGCGUGACUUGCUACUAAAUGAUGAACACCGAAUUAGGAGAGGAUCUUCAUCUCAUCGAAGUUGCUCACAAGAGAGUCGGAUUAUUGCAAAAUCAGGCAAGGGUGACUUUAAUACAUACGAAGGGAAAGCAGCUGUAAUGUCUACCAGAAAAUGAUUUGAAGACAUUCACUGAUAUGAAGCUUCAGUCUACAGUUUCAAGAUUUAUACUUCCUGUUGUUGAACAUUCAAUUUAUAAAAUUGUUGAUCAUAUGUAUUUACUUUUAAAAUAAGAGUUUCAACAAAAAUUUUGCAGCUGUUCUAAUCAUAGUUGAUGAAUGAAACAAAAUAAGCAAAACAACAGCAGAAAAGUGUACAUUUUCUUCUUUCUCUUUAUUGAUUGCCCUUAAGAGGACUAAACGUGGUUGAUAACAACCUUUUAUCAGUAUGAACAGUUUGUAUUGGCUGUUUAUCCUCUGGGAAAGAUCAACGAGUGUCUUUGUUGGGCAAUAAAUCACAAGGCUUAGGAGUCGCAUUGUUGUUUGAAACUCC